UCGAAGAACAGGAAGCCGGUCCCUGAACCAGUAACUCAACUUGUUGUUCAGAAGACUUUUAGCUGUAGUUGUGGCGUUUUCUUUUCUUUGCUGCCGGUUGGAGCUGAACAAGAUGAAUAAGGUGGUUUUGGUGACAGGAGCAAAUAGCGGUAUUGGCCUGGCGCUGUGUGAGCGUCUCCUCUCCCAGGACCCUGAAGGCCUCCAGCUGUGUCUGGCCUGCAGAAACAUGCGUCGGGCAGAAGCUGCUCGCUCUGCUCUCCUCACCUCCAACCCCACAGCUCAGAUCGCUCUGCUGCAGAUGGACACCAGCAGCAUCUCCUCCGUCAUCAGCGCUGCUCAGGAGGUCAGACUCAGGUAUCACCGUCUGGACUACCUCUACCUGAACGCAGGCAUCAUGCCAAACCCACAGUUUGAUGUGAAAGCUUUUUUCAAGGGCCUCUUCUCCAGCAGUGUCAUCACAAUGUUUGCCACCGGUGAAGGGAUUCUGACGCAAAAAGAUGGAGUCACAGCUGACGGCCUGCAGGAAGUUUUUGCCACCAACCUCUUUGGUCACUUCCUUCUAAUCAGGGAAUUGGAGCCAGUUCUGUGCCACGAAGGCCGAACCUCCCAGCUGGUUUGGACUUCCUCUAGUAACGCUCACCGCUCGGCUUUUAACCUCGAAGACCUGCAGCACCGAGGAGGCGCCCAACCUUACAGCUCCUCCAAAUACGCCUCCGACCUGCUCAGCUUGGCGCUCAACACACACUACAACAAACAGGGUUUGUACUCAUCCGUCAUUUGCCCUGGUUUUGUGAUGACCAACCUGACCUACGGCAUCCUGCCCUCCUUCCCUGCCUUCCUCUGGACGCUGCUUAUGCCCGUCUUCUGGCUUAUACGAACGUUCACCAACACUUUCACACUGACACCUUAUAAUGGAGCUGAAGCUUUGUUUUGGCUAUUUAAACAAAAGCCUGAAUCACUGGAUCCAUAUGCCAAAUACCACAGUUUAACAUCAGGGCUGGGCCACAACUACACACAACCACGGAAGAUGGAUAUCGAUUUAGAAACAUCCGAGUCUUUGUAUGAGAAAUUACUCCAACUAGAGAGUGAAGUGAGGAAGAAACUGCAGGAGAAACAAAAGGAAGCUCAAAAUGCUCAUGUCCAUCCUGCAGAAACUGAUUCAUCUUGAUGCAAAUCACACAUUGCUGGAUGAAGGGCAUUUGAUUCCUGUCUCCUCGCUGGUCACCUGGGAGCUGAAUGUUGCCUGGCUGUCAGACUUCACAAACAUAACACAUCUUCUCCUGACACAGCGACAUGAAAGCCUGGAUUUACAGCAGGGAGAGACAGUGAUUCUUAGUAUUCUGAGCUUGAUUUAUUGGUUGCAUCUGUAUUAUUUGUGUCAGGCAUGUUGCAGGAGAAAACACCAGUCAUGUUAGUCUGUUAAAGAGUUUACAAUAAAAUUAGGAUUGCAUGUUCCACUUUAAAUAUUACGCGAGAAGAACCUCAGUUUUGCAAAUAUAUGGAAAUCCAGUGUAUGUUUCCAGUUUAUGCGGUCCAGGAAAGACUUUCUCCAAGCUGGUUGUUAAUCCCACGAUCCUCACGACAAAACGCAGUGCAGUCCGACAGCAGACUGUCAGUAUCGUCCCAAAAGUUGACAUAAGUGGUCUGUGUGAGCCCCUCUGCGCUGUGCGGAGGCGCAGCCAGAUGCGCACAGCUGAAAUUACGCACCGGAGGAUUUGGUGCGCAAACCCAGCAGAUGUCCUGCUCUGUUCGUGUCCCAGUACCGCACUCCUCCUCUUCCUCUAUUCCGCUCAGUUUCGGGUUGCAAAAAGCCCAAACCAUCCCACAGAAAUACACGAAAAACGUACCCAUGACCAUAACCAUGAGCGCGUAGGACUCUAUCAUCGCUUUGGUGACCGGAGACGUCAUUUUUGGAGAUGUGCAGGAUUUGAUCGGUGCGUUUCAGAAAUUGUGUGCGGGAGGGGCGGUCAGUGCAGGAGACAUCAUCCUGGAGGCUGGACCACCUCAGCAGCCACACGAUCAGAAAACUAAUGAGUGAUUUUAACCAUUUUAGGCUAUAAACUGUCUCAACUUUGAAGGCAAACGUCCACGUGUUAAAGGUGAAAAUUCCGCUUUUAAAGAAGUGUUUUGAUAAAGCAGUGGGUUUCCUUGGAAGAAAGAUGCAUUUAUCGAUUUCAGUUUGUUUUGUCUUUAGUCUUUCAUGAUAAAUGAGGUGCACUCAGACAA
Molecule: messenger RNA, 2226 nt
Organism: Amphiprion ocellaris (clown anemonefish)
Lineage: Eukaryota; Metazoa; Chordata; Actinopteri; Pomacentridae
Gene: hsd17b7
Product: hydroxysteroid (17-beta) dehydrogenase 7
Exons: 9
Coding region: 113-1168 (351 amino acids)
Biological process (GO): cholesterol biosynthetic process
Cellular component (GO): endoplasmic reticulum membrane
Molecular function (GO): estradiol 17-beta-dehydrogenase [NAD(P)+] activity; 3-beta-hydroxysteroid 3-dehydrogenase (NADP+) activity; 5-alpha-androstane-3-beta,17-beta-diol dehydrogenase (NADP+) activity
Source: RefSeq, a predicted model, not a curated record